Messenger RNA from Cotesia glomerata, 2807 nucleotides. RefSeq lists its product as uncharacterized. Bases 179 to 2701 code for a protein of 840 amino acids. The record is from RefSeq and is a predicted model, not a curated record. Lineage: Eukaryota; Metazoa; Arthropoda; Insecta; Hymenoptera; Braconidae. Gene Ontology annotation, cellular component: plasma membrane. The transcript is spliced from 7 exons. Gene Ontology annotation, biological process: phosphatidylserine exposure on apoptotic cell surface; engulfment of apoptotic cell; apoptotic process involved in development.
AACAAUUAAUUUAUUUUUGAAAGUGUAAUUUGUGAUAAUUGUGCAGAAAAAAUAAAAAUAUUUUUUUUUACCUUGAUAAUUUUGAGCGUAUCCUGAUUAAGAAUGUCAUCUACUCAAUGACACGUGAGGAAUGUGAGGAACGAGUCAAUCCUGAUCCAAAUGGGCAGGGUGGCCCAUUAUGGCCCAUCAGCACGUUCAACUAAAUAACAAUAAUAAUGUCAACGGAAAUGUCAAUAAUAAUAAUAAUAAUAACAAUAAUAUUAACAACGUCAAUGCUAAUGGGAACAUCAACGGUGUGAAUGUAAAUGUCAACAGUAAUAUCAACAAUAUAAACCAGCACGAGUUCCUUCCGCUGUGUGAUGUCCUCUUCAACAUAAUUUCGCUCGCUUCAUAUUUUUGUGAUGUUGUCUUUGACCUGGCGAUGGGGUACGCCCUCGCCAACCAUCCUACGGCUCCAGCUGUCUUGUUUCCGAUAAGCAUUGUUUUGGUUGUUACUUCUUUGAUUAUUUCUCAGGUUGUGAGUAUAAGAUGGUACCUGUGGGGAGCUCGAGGGAAGCUGAACCCGACCGAGAGCUUGCCAGAGAAAAACCGGGUCAGGAACUGGACACUUUGGUGCGUCGUUUUUCUCCAUACCAGCCAGGUCGGAGUACUAUGGCGGUACUUCAAAUUGUUUAUUCCAGUGGACUUGACUUAUGUCAAGCACGAGGUCCGUGAAUUAUGCGUCUUGCGUUUAAUCCACGCAUUCUGCGAAGCAGCACCAAUGCUGCUUUUGCAGCUGUACUUACUAUCAACCUCCUUAACCUCCAAAGACCGGGACCGUGAGGACACAAAGCUUUCCGAAUUAACAGCAGUAUCAGCAGGUCUAUCCUUAUGGAGCGUUUGCUGGGCAGUAGCAAGCUUCAGCAAGGGCGCAGCUCGCCUGAGGAACCUGGAGCGACUGGUCCUGACCUGGCUGGGAGUCCUGGCGCAACUGGCCUGGCGACUGGGGACCGUCAGUGCUAGAGUAGGAGCUCUAGUGGCCUACGCUUCGCUCUACGGAGGCUCCUGGCUGCUGGUAGUCCUGGGGCUUCACUGGCUCUCGAUGCUAACUUGGCUGCUGCUGACUCCUGAUGGACUCUUCCACGGAGGGGAGAGACUCACUCUAGCCAGAAAGACCUUCCUCGCCUCCUUGCUGGCGUUCGUUUAUGUCUUCGCUUAUGCUAACCUCCACGAGACUAAUCACCGCCAGAAAAUGAUCAUCUUCUACACGGUGAUGUUCCUGGAGAACUGCUUGCUAAUUAGUGUCUGGGCCGUCGGAGCUUCGGCUGAAAUCGGCCGACAAGUCCAGAUUGGUGCUGCCAAUCCGGACCAAGUGCAAAUCAGGCCUGUUACGCUGGUUCUAGUUCUGAUGGCGCUUUUUUUCGGAGGACUCUUCUUUAUGGGACUCUACUACAGGUUCUUUCACGUCAGGAGGCUUGGGUAUGAAGCCGGGGGUAGGAUGAAUGCUAAUGGCAUGCCUCAAGAUGUUGACAAGCAUCUUCAGUAUAAUAAUUAUGUCAAUGAAGUCCAGGUUGUGAGGAAGGUCAAGCUUAGAAAUAAUGGAAUCCCUGGGGUGUUUAAUUGCAGGUUUACAAAUCCAACUGUAGUCGCACUAAACAGAAAAAAGAAGAAACCAACGAGCUUCGUGCCCCCGCCGUCAAACAACCUGGGGGGGUUUUGUGACAACAAAAACUACAACCGGCAGCUGAUACCCUUCUGGAAGCGACCCUUGCACGAAGAAGAGGAGGAAAAAGAGCAGGCCAAGAUCCAAAUCGGGACUCUGAAUGUCCAUUUGAUCCGCGAAAAGCUCAGAGAGAAGAAGCAGCAGCAGCUCAGAGAGCUAAGAGCCAUCCAAGAGGAGAUCAAGGAGGGGAAAUUGGUCCCUCCUGGAGAGACCAGUGAGACUGCCAUCACUGGAAACCCUCCGCCUCAGAAGAAACUCCAGCCUACUGCGAAUACGCUGCAAUUCGCGGGCUUAGGUUCUGGAGCGCUAAGUCCUACAGGUUCUGGGUCUAAUGUUCCAGGGCUGGAAAAUGUUCCCAGUCAAUGGCCGCCGAUUAAAAUGCACUGUUUAGUACCUCCAGCACCGCCUAAUUACCACGUGAUAGGCAACGGCUGGAAGCGAGAGCGUCCGGAAACUCCCGAGAUUCUUCUCGCGCCAAGAUGUCUUCCGCAUCACUAUCCUUACUGGACUUCCAACCACAGAUUAAGAACUCAAAAUAACGAAGAAGACAGCGCAAAGGAGCCUAAUGACGAAGAACUAAGCGACUUAGAAGGUAGUCAGGUGUCUUUACCCCGUAGUUACACGUUACCACGUGAAUUCAAGUAUAAUUCUGGCAACCCGUCACGUGAGCGACGUAUUAAUGUUAAUAAAGUACAAUCUCCAAGAUUCUACUUGCCGUCUACAAACAGCUCCGAUGGCGACGUCGACAGCGCAGAUAACGAAGACGAAACUGACACGGAGCUGCGAGACGGUAUCGAAGGCGGAAAGCAGUACAUAUUUCCAGAUCGUCAGAUGUCUCAGAGCCAAAUCGAGGAUUGUCUGCCCUCAGAAGGUCUCAAUAGUCCGUCUGGAGCCAUCAGCUCAAUUGAUGACAACUUCGAUUGUUACUUAAACAAUUCCUACGGCUCGCGCGUUAAUCAGCUGUUAAAAGCUAAAGUUAAACACGAGACUAAAUUAUAAUUAUUUUUAUUUAAUUUAAUCGUACUAGAGAAUUUAAAGACUAAGUAUUUAAUAAUUAAAUUACCUGCUUAUUUUUUUUAAUUAUUCUUUUUAAUAAAAUAUUUUU